GUGCCGGCUCCAGCCAUGUCGGCAAGGAAUGCAGCGGCUGGCGGCGGUGACAGAGCGACGGGGGAACAGACAGGGGAUGUGUUGGAGGAAGAACUCCAGAGCCACUCUGCCACUCUGUCCAACCUGAUGAGUCCUUCGUCGGCUGCUGGUAUUACAUCGAGUAUGGAGCUCCCCAGGAAACGCAAGGGCAGCACGGACAACCAGGAAACAAAGUCUGCAUCGAUUCUGGAUGAGGAUAUGGAGGACGACCAGGGCAGGUCUGAGGGGGAUGACCAGCAUGUGAAGAUUAAGUGUUUCAGGGAACCUCACAGCCAAAUAGAGAAACGAAGACGAGACAAGAUGAAUAAUCUGAUUGAUGAACUGUCAGCCAUGAUUCCCACCUGCAACCCCAUGUCCCGCAAGCUAGAUAAACUCACCGUACUGCGCAUGGCUGUACAGCACCUCAAGUCACUGAAAGGUGCCACAAGCUCCUUCGCAGAAGCCAAUUACAAACCUUCAUUCCUUCCUGACGAUGAGCUCAAACACCUCGUGCUGAGGGCCGCUGACGGAUUCCUCUUUGUAGUUGGCUGUGACCGGGGGAAAAUUGUCUUCGUCUCCGAGUCCGUCUCAAAGAUACUCAACUACAGUCGGACGGAGCUGAUUGGACAGAGCCUGUUUGAUUACGUUCACCCUAAAGACAUUGGGAAAGUAAAGGAGCAGCUCUCAGCCUCGGAGCUCUAUCCACGCGAACGACUUAUCGACGCCAAAACGGGACUGCAGGUACAGGCCGACCUCCCGGUGGGCGCAGCGCGGCUCUGCUCCGGCGCUCGCAGAUCUUUCUUCUGCCGCAUGAAGUACAACAAAGUCACUGUGAAAGAGGAGAAGGACUUCCAAGCAGGCUCGUCGAAAAAGAAAGAGUCUCAGCGGUACUGUACUGUGCACUGCACAGGCUACAUGCGGACCUGGCCCACCAGUCAGCUGGGUUCGGAGGGGGAAAGCGAAGCAGACAAAGACAGCUCACACUUCAGCUGCUUGGUGGCCGUGGGCCGCGUCCACCCCCACACCAUCCCUCAGUCCAACGGGGAGAUCAAGAUCAAACCCACCGAGUUUGUCACGCGCUGUGCCAUGGAUGGAAAAUUCACUUUCGUAGAUCAACGGGCCACCACCAUUCUGGGGUACUUACCUCAGGAGCUGCUAGGCACAUCCUGUUAUGAGUACUUCCAUCAAGAUGACCUGCCUCACCUGGCAGACAGACAUCGAAAAGUCUUAAGGACUAAAGAGAAGAUUGAGACAAACUGCUACAAGUUCAAAACAAAAUACGGCUCUUUCGUCACCUUACGAAGCCAAUGGUUUAGUUUUAUAAAUCCCUGGACCAAAGAAGUGGAAUACAUAGUGUCAACCAAUACAGUCAUAUCUGGGAAGAGUUCGUCAGGGGCAUCGGGGGACAAAACAGACCAGCCAAGCAAUUCUAAAGGCACUGAUGAUGAUGCUAAGAAAAGCCUUGAGAUGAUUCCAGGGAUCUCCAGUGCGUCAGGCACCAUGAUUUACGCUGGGAGCAUUGGCACACAGAUCGCCAAUGAGAUGAUGGAUUUCAACAGGAUGAACUCCUCUCCAUCCAGUGGCAAUGCCAGUCCCUUCAGUCUACUGCAGGACAAGUCUCCACUCACCCUCACACAAGCCAGCAGCAAUGUACCGAAUGGGGAAGUAACAGACAUGGAGAUACCCGGCAAGUCCAAUUCCGAGGAUGAGGCACGGAGCGGUCCGUUCACUGGAGGCGAAAGUCUUAUGGAGGGGAGUUCUCAGUUGGAUCUGGACGGCGUUCCGGGCCUGGGCAGUCUGACGAGCGAUGAGGCAGCCAUGGCCGUCAUUAUGAGUCUUCUAGAGACGGAUGCCCACCUGGGCGAGGCCGUUGACUUUGACGAGAUGCAUUGGUCUCUGUAG
Molecule: messenger RNA, 1920 nt
Organism: Chanos chanos (milkfish)
Lineage: Eukaryota; Metazoa; Chordata; Actinopteri; Gonorynchiformes; Chanidae
Gene: bmal2
Product: basic helix-loop-helix ARNT like 2
Exons: 17
Coding region: 16-1920 (634 amino acids)
Biological process (GO): regulation of DNA-templated transcription
Cellular component (GO): nucleus; cytoplasm; transcription regulator complex
Molecular function (GO): protein dimerization activity; DNA-binding transcription factor activity
Source: RefSeq, a predicted model, not a curated record